Mytilus trossulus (common blue mussel) is the source of this 3522-nucleotide messenger RNA. Its product is annotated as zinc finger protein 345-like. Bases 1 to 2316 code for a protein of 771 amino acids. The record is from RefSeq and is a predicted model, not a curated record. Lineage: Eukaryota; Metazoa; Mollusca; Bivalvia; Mytilida; Mytilidae. The transcript has 2 exons.
AUGUAUCUGAUCAAUAGAAACAGUGAUUUGUCUGGAAGCAAUGAAGCAAAUACUGGAUUGUCUGAUGAUAAUUAUCUCCCUUGCAAAAUUAGAUUUUCUGAUGAUAAUUAUCUCCCUUGCAAAACUAGAUUUUCUGAUGAUAAUUAUCUCCCUUCUAGAUUGUCUGAUGAUAAUUAUCUCCCUUGCAAAGAGCUUAAAACUGAUAGACAAAAUUCAAAUGACCCUGUAGACAAUGUUCCUGGUACCGGUAAAGUUGAAAAUUCUGUUUUAAGAAAUAUUCUUAGCAAGGAACCUAACUUUGAUAAAUUGAGCAAAGAUUAUAGUGAUGAAACAAAUAACAGUGAAAAAAAUAAUGUUGAAAUUGAAUCAUAUUCAUAUGAUGAUUUAGAGGUUUUCGAAAGAAUAACACAAAAUAAAACACAACAGAAAAAGAAAAGUAUACAAAAAAAGCAGUUAUCUAGAAGAAGCAAAAAGACAAUUGAGAAAAAAACAAAUACUAGUUUGAAAACAGUAUUGACUACAGUUAAAUCCACUGAGAAAAUCUUGAAAGAAAAUGAAAUUAAGAAAGAACCAAUAAUUUUGCAUGAAGAUAAGGACAUUGAAGAAGAGAAAAAAGAACUCGACAGAUUGAUUAAAGAUGAAGUAAUGGCUGGAUUAAUUAAAACAGAGUUAGCACCCCCUGAACCAUUUGACUUUUCACAAGUCCCUGAUCUACCAGAACUGGCAACAACUCAUUCAGAGGCUAAUCAGUACAUGAAAAGCUACAUGCAUAGUACAAUUUAUUCAUCUGAUACUGUCCAGAUCGAUAAACCGUCAAGUUGUGAAUAUUGUGGAAAGGUUUUUGUGAGUGGACAAAACUUGGUGAAACAUUUAGAACAACAUGUUGGUGAUCGACCAUUCGUUUGUGAUAUUUGUGGUAAAACUUUUAAGAUACGUCAGAAUUUACGUCGACAUAGUGUGAUACACAGUGGAGAAAAGCCGUACAAAUGUUCUCUGUGUGAUAAAUCUUUCACAACAUACACAACUAUGAAUAAACACAGAUUUGUACACACAGGUGAAAGGAAUCAUGAAUGUGAUGUUUGCGGAAAAAAAUUUGCCCAUAAAACAAACAUGAAAACCCAUCGUCUUUGUCAUCUCAAAGAAAGACCAUUCAAAUGCCAUAUUUGUCAAAAAGGAUUCAAUAAAAAUGCAAAUUUAAGAUCCCAUAUGAAGGCACAUCUUGGUGUUAAGCCACAUAAAUGUGAAUAUUGUGGUAAAGGUUUUACAGAAAAAUUCCAACUAACAAUGCACGUUAGGUCCCAUACCAACGAGAGACCCUAUCAAUGUAAUCAGUGUGAUCGUAGAUUUAAUCAGAUUUCUAACUUGUACACCCACAUGAGGGUCCAUACUGGUGAGGUUCCGUUUGUUUGUGAAAUAUGUGGUAAGGGUUACAGGAUUAAAAUACAUCUGGAGCAUCAUGUCAUGAAACACAAGGGCAAUAAGCAAUAUAAAUGUAAUUUAUGCAAAAAAGAAUAUUGGUUUAGAGGUGAGCUUAACAGACAUAUGAAAAGACAUACUGGGGAGAAGAGUCAUAAAUGUGAAAAGUGUGAUGCUAUGUUUUUCACUCCAGGAGAGGUGAGAAUACAUGUACGAGGGGAACAUGGAGGGGAAAUGUACAACUGUCAAUAUUGUGAUCGAGAAUUUUUAAGGUACAGUAAUAAGAUGAGGCAUGAAAGAAUACAUCUUGGUAUUAGGCCACAUGAAUGUGAUGUUUGUGGCGAGAAAUUCUUCCAGCGAACAGAAUUACGGGAUCACAAGUAUAAACACGAGGGGAUUUUCCCAUUUCCAUGUGAUUUAUGUGAAAAACAGUUUCGUAAGAGGUCACAGUUCAAUAUGCACAGAAAGAUUCAUACAGGUGAAGGAAUUGUUGAAUGUGUUCCCUGCAACAAGAAGUUUAAUUACAAAAGUUCUUAUACAAAACAUUGUGAAUCUGAGCGCCAUCAUAAACAGGAGGUCAUCUUCAAUGGAAGAGCUAUGAAAAAGAAUAAAACGGCGUCUAAAAACAAGACAAAAUCAACAAAAGGGAAAAGAGAUGAUACAGAAAGUGAUGAUAAUACUGAUGAGAUUGAAGAUGAAAGCAUUGAUGAAGAGGACGGAAAUUUGAAUGCAGAUGAAAAGAAUGACUAUUCAGAUGUAGAUGAAACUAAUGGAGAAGAUAUUGAAAAAGGAGAUGAUUCUUCAGACACUACAAUAGAUAAAAAUUAUUCAUCUUCUCUGAAAGAAGACAAAUUAAAGGGAGGUAAUCCUGGCAUGAAGCUUAUAAUAAAAAGGAAAUAAUAAUGAAUUUGUAACUGUAACUAGUGUUAUGCAAUUUAUGGACUUUUGUAAAAUUAAUUCUUCAUGUCUUUAUUUUAUGGUCUCUAUAUAUUGUAUACAUAUUAUUAUACUGGUUCAUCAUAACAUUGCAAAUUUACUAGUCAGUGUGCAGUUCAAAGAACAUUCUAUGGCUGUGUCACAGUUUUACUUGUUAAUAAUUGCAUGUUGUACAGCUUUGCUUUGUGAUAAAUGUAUUUUAUCCAACUUAUCUGCAUCUUUUUUUAGUCCCCAUUUAGGGCAUAAUGGGCCCCUUAUGUUUUUCAGUUUGUGCAUCCAUUUGUUUGUCCUUGUGUUCAUCCCUCCCCCUGUCUGUCCCUUUGUCCAUUAUUCUGUCUGUUCCACUUCAGGUUAAAGUUUCGGUCAACUUGAAACUUUGUUCAUAUGUUCCCUAUGAUAUGAUCUUUUUAAUUUUAAACUACAGUUUUGACCUCAAUUUCACAGUCCACUGAACAUUGAAAAUAAUAACGCUUGAGGGGCAUCAGUGAACUAUGGACACAUUCUUGUUAUCAAAUGUGUUCUUCCUACAUUGUCAUACAUUUCUUAGCUUUCUUUUAUAUAUUUAUUUAUAUUAUGAUACAGCGAAUUCAUGAACAUGAUUAAUGCAAAUGCUUACAACAUUUUUGAUUCAUAAAAACUUUAACUUUAAGUGAAUAAAAUAUAUCCUUUGUAUUUUAGUUUUGUGAAAUAUUUUACAGAGCGUAUUUAGAGUGCAAAAGUGUCUUCAAUAUUAUUUUAAAAUGAUAUUUUAAAAUAUUUUUGUUGUACUUAAUCAUCUAUAACAAGUUACCAACAAAGUUAAGCAUCUUUAUUUAUAAUUUUUAUACAAUAUGUCGCAGGAUACCUUUUUGGAAAUAAUUUAUGUAGUUCUUUAUAAGCUUCUGUAAUAUAAAAUGCCAACAUAAACAACAAAUCAUAUUAUCCAAAUCCAAGUCGUGGAUAACCUUGUGGUGCAGUUAUAAAUUAUUCUUAUUGGACAUAAAUAUGCAAUCUGCAUGUUAAUAUGUUUAUAUAUUGAUCAGCAAAUAUACCAGUGUCAAAUAUUAGACAUUUCAUAGGCUAUGUACAUUACUGAGCUUAAAUUGUAUUAAGAAGAAAAAAAUCAAAGUGCUUUUUAACAAAUAUUUUGUAGGAAUUGUUGCUUCUUAAUUGUAAAGAAUGAUUUUAAAA